Messenger RNA from Opisthocomus hoazin, 1389 nucleotides. NCBI's taxonomy places the organism in Eukaryota, Metazoa, Chordata, Aves, Opisthocomiformes, Opisthocomidae. The record is from RefSeq and is a predicted model, not a curated record.
AUGGUGGUCACCAUGGUCGAGACCACCAUGGUCAAGACCACCAAGGUGGACAACAUGGUGGUGCAGUGGUUUCUGCCCUGGUGGUCUGUGGGCAUCCAGGUGAGCUACGAGGACCUGCGCAGCGGGAAGCACCGCAGCAUCUGCAAGGCGUAUGCCACCUUCGUGGCACAGGGACCCUCCGGCAGCAAGGUGAGCGGCCCCUGCGUGGCAGUGCCGGCGGAGAAGACACGGGAGGAGAGCGUGGAGCUGGUGCUGCCCCCGCAUGCCAACCAUCAGGGCAACACCUUCGGUGGGCAAAUCAUGGCCUGGAUGGAGAACGUGGCCACCAUUGCAGCCAGCCGGCUGUCCCCUGCCCACCCCACGCUGAGGACCAUCGAGAUGUUCCACUUUCGGGGACCGUCGCAAGUCGGGGACCGCCUGGUGCUCAAAGCCAUCGUCAACAACGCCUUCAAGAACAGCAUGGAGGUGGGGGUCUGCGCCGAGGCGUACGGCCAGGAGAUGUCCAUCAGCCGAAGGCACAUCAACAGCGCCUUCAUGACCUUCGUGGUGCUGGACGAGGAGGGCCAGACCUGCACCCUGCCGAUGGUGGCACCCGAGCCGGGGGAAGGAGAGAGGAGGUACAGAGAAGCCAGCGCCAGGAAAAAAAUUCGGCUGGACCGAAAAUACGUCGUCUCCUGCAAACAGACCGAGGUGCCGCUCUCCGUGCCCUGGGACCAAAGCAACAAGGCUUAUCUGAGCUACAACAACGUCUCUGCGCUGAAGACAGCCCCUCUCCCAGCUCCGCCUGGGCUGGUGGCUGCGCUCUGCUGCAGAAAACAUUGAUUUUGGGUCCUCCAGAAUAUUUUGGGUGUGGUGGUGGGCUGUAAAUAUGUAAGCCCCGGGGCUUGGGAGUCACAGUCUCUGACCAGUCCCACCCUGCCUCGCAGGAGCGCCGAGCUGGUCCAGCAAGUUGACGACGACGACAUGAUCUACCACGUGGUGAGCCAGACGGUCAGCUGUGAGAACAAGCCGCAGGACUUCGUCAUCCUGGCAUCCCGACGGAAACCCUGUAGCAAGGGGGACCCCUACGUGGUGGCCUUUCGGUCGGUGACGCUGCCCACCCACCCCGCCAGCGCCAGCUUCACACGGGGGGAGACGCUGUGCUCGGGCUUCUGCAUUUGGCCGGAGUCGGAGGAGACGAGCAAGGUGGCUUACUACAACCAGGCUACGCCAGGGUACCUCAACUAUGUCACCACCAACGUGGCGGGACUGUCCUCCAACUUCUGCGCCACCUUCAAAGCCUGCGAGCAGUUCCUGGGUCAGAUGGGGCUUUGGCUGGACUUUGCCGAAAGUCCACCCGCAGCGGUCGGUUACCAGGGGCUGACGCAGGGCCCUGCCCCUCAGAUAUAA